GAGCUUCAGAUGAAGAGGACGGCAAUCGAGGCCUUCAAUGAGACGAUCAAGAUCUUUGAGGAGCAGUGUCAGACCCAGGAGAAGUGCAGCAAGGAGUACAUCGAGCGCUUCUGGUGCGAGGGAGAAGGAGCCCCCCCUCUUUCUCCCAGGAUCCUCAUGAACUCGGAGAAGCUCAAGUCCCACAUCACAGAGAUCCAUGACAGCAAGAUGAAGCUGGAGCAGGACUUGAAGAAACAAGCGUCGGAGAACCGGGAGAUCGACAAGCGCAUGAACAGCAUCAAGCCAGACCUCAUGCAGCUGCGCGAACUGCGGGACCAGUACUUGGUGUGCCUCAUGCAGAAGGGUGCCCGGCAGAAGAAGAUCAACGAGUGGCUGGGCAUCAAGAACGAGAUGGAGGACCAGUACUCCAUGACGGAUGAUGAGGAGGAGCUGCCUCACCACGAGGAGCGAACAUGGUACGUGGGGAAGAUCAACCAGGUGCAGGCAGAGGAGAUGCUGUGUGGCAAGAGG
Molecule: messenger RNA, 510 nt
Organism: Empidonax traillii (willow flycatcher)
Lineage: Eukaryota; Metazoa; Chordata; Aves; Passeriformes; Tyrannidae
Product: phosphatidylinositol 3-kinase regulatory subunit beta-like
Exons: 4
Source: RefSeq, a predicted model, not a curated record